Molecule: messenger RNA, 924 nt
Organism: Lentinula edodes (shiitake mushroom)
Lineage: Eukaryota; Fungi; Basidiomycota; Agaricomycetes; Agaricales; Omphalotaceae
Exons: 2
Coding region: 1-924 (307 amino acids)
Source: RefSeq, a predicted model, not a curated record
AUGGAAAUCGCCACCGUCAAAGCCCAGAACGGUAAAAUUUCGUUUCCGUAUAUCCCUGUUGCAGUUUUCAUCGGAGGGACUAGCGGUAUAGGUCGAGCGACCGCAGAGGCGUUAGCUCGUUAUACCAAUGGCAACGCCAACAUCAUCAUCGUUGGUCGCAAUCGUGCUGCCGCAGACUCCAUUAUCGCGUCCUUCCCUCGUCCAAGCUUUCCUUCUGUCAAACACGAAUUCAUCCAAUGCGACGUUACUCUUCUCAAGAACGUCCGUCAGGCGACAAACGAAAUUCUCUCCCGUCACUCUAAAAUCAAUGUUCUCGUGAUAUCUACCGGAGAAAUGGAGUUAUUCAACAGAGAAAUCACAGAGGAUGGUUUAGAUCGUAUCGUGGUGUUGGCCUACCACUCCCGCUGGAAAUUCAUCCAUGGUUUUAUGCCGGCUUUGGCGAAAGCCAAAGAAGCCAACGAGGACGUGAAAGUAUUGUCUGUGGCAUCGGCAGGGUUAGGUGGAAAGGUCGACCUUGAGGACCUGGAACUGAAGAAAGUAUCCCUCAUUCCUUUCUUACGGUCUAUUUCUACUUACAACGACCUCAUGGUGGAAGGUUUUGCUUUACACUUUCCCUCGAUCACUUUCAUACAUUGCAGCCCUGGGAGGGUUCGUACUCCUCUAGGAUCGAAUUCUUCCUCAAUACUCUUCCGAACGCUGUCUUUCCUCAUCAACUCCCCGUUUAGUCCUUGGUACUAUUAUUCAUUGGCACCCGAAGAUGCUGGGGAGUAUCAACUGUAUGGGAUGCUUUACACUGCUUCGACGCCAGGAGCUUGGAGAAUAACACAGGAUGGAAGUGAUCUGGGAAAGAAGGGCUACAAUGGUGAUGAGAACGCAAGGGAUGUACUGUGGAGGUAUACCUUAGAAGUUACAAGCACAAAGUGA